This is a messenger RNA of Cyanidioschyzon merolae strain 10D, 948 nucleotides long. Its product is annotated as NADH dehydrogenase I iron-sulfur protein 30kDa subunit. The coding region runs from base 1 to 948 and encodes 315 amino acids. The record is from RefSeq and is a predicted model, not a curated record. Gene Ontology annotation, molecular function: NADH dehydrogenase (ubiquinone) activity. NCBI's taxonomy places the organism in Eukaryota, Rhodophyta, Bangiophyceae, Cyanidiales, Cyanidiaceae. The transcript has a single exon.
AUGGUACAGCUGUGGCGCGCGCUCUUAACGCACCGCGGAAUGGUUGGGCGCUUUUGGUUGCAUACGCUAACCAGGAGUACGGUACUGCCCGUACGCCACGGCACGCUGGGCUUUCGGCAACGAAGCACUACUUCAGAUGAGUUGAACAGGGAGCGCUCAGCUGACCCGGUAUACCGCGCAGGUCCCGAACACAGCGAACCUCUGCGGUUGGAGUCCCAGAAACGUUUUGCAGCCUCAAUCGUAGAGAUGCUUCCCAAGUUCAUAUCAGCUGUAUACAUUCACCACGGCCAUGACGUGAACUCGGGGGGUGAGCUGGUCCUCGAAGUGCCGCCAACGGCCACUGUGCCGGUGUUGCGUUUCUUACGCGAUCACGCGACUUGUCGCUUCCGCCACUUUAUCGACUGUUGUGGUGUCGACUUUCCAGAUCGGCCCGAUCGCUUUCGUGUUGUCUACAAUUUACAGUCUCUCGUUUACAAUACCCGAAUCCGCGUGCAGACGCACGUCAAUGAAUUGACCCCGCUCGAGUCUGCAACCUCCGUCUUCAAAGGCGCUGACUGGUUCGAACGAGAAGUCUACGAUAUGUUUGGCGUGUUUUUCAUGAAUCACCCGGAUUUGCGUCGCAUUCUUAGCGAUUACGGAACAAGCUACCAUGCGUUACGCAAAGAUUUUCCAUUAUCGGGGUACGAAGAAGUUCGAUAUGAUGAAGUUGAGAAGCGCGUCGUAUACGAGCCGCUGGAGAUCACGCAAGAGUUUCGAACGUUUGAUUUUCAGACUCCUUGGGAGCAUUUUCCAGCCGCAGGUGGCUCAGAGGUGGAGUUCUUCCGGCUCGUCAAGGGUCAGAUUGUGCCCGAUCCUGAGGCUGCAGCCCGGGCCUCAUCUGCGCAGCAGCAGCAGCAGCAGCAGCGAGCGGGUACCGCAUCAGGUGCAUCGCAGCGCUCGCCGGGCUAA